UUUUGAGGAAUUGUUCCCUCACCUCGCAGAAAUUAUCACUUCCCAUUAACAACGUUAACCAGACAAACAUGAGCGGCGCGUUGGCCUCAACGUCUCUCUGCAACGGUCGAAUUUCAAGAUUUUCCCCCAAAAAAACAGUAUUAUUUUCAGUUCGCAGAAAUACUGCAUUCAUCAAUACCCAAUUUCCGAUCAGAAUUUUGAGAAUACGAGCCAGUUCAAAUGAGCUAGGCACUAAAACAGAACAAGGGUAUAAAGACGAAGAAGAAGAUCUUGAAGAAAGUGAAGAAUCGAGCAAGAAUUACAGUGGGCCCUCAUCCGCUUCUUCUCCUUCACUCGAUAAAGAUAUUAAAAAGGUUGUUCAAAAAACAGCAGCAACGUUUGCACCACGAGCUUCGACCGCAACGAAAAAUCCAGCCGUACCGGGAAGCGUUCUAUACACCGUGUUCGAGGUUCAAGCUUACGCGUCUCUGUUAAUAGGGGGAGCUCUCUCUUACAAUCUCAUCUUCCCCUCAAACGAACCCGAUAUUUGGAGACUAAUGGGAAUGUGGUCCAUUUGGAUGUUCACUAUUCCUUCACUUCGUGCGCGGGACUGCUCAAAGAACGAGAAAGAAGCACUGAAUUAUCUAUUCAUACUUGUUCCCUUAAUCAACGUCGUAAUCCCAUUUUUCUUGAAAUCGUUUGCUGUUGUUUGGUCAGCAGAUACCGUUGCCUUCUUCGGAAUGUAUGCAUGGAAGCUUGGAUGGCUUUCGCAGAAAGAGUGAUAUUUGUACAAGAACAAGUGUUUUUGAAAGAGGUGGUACAUAUAUAUAUAUUCUUGUUGUAUUAAAAUUUUGUACCUUGAAAGAUUUAUCCAUUCAGUUGUUUUAAAUCAAAUUUACUUGAC
Molecule: messenger RNA, 883 nt
Organism: Erythranthe guttata (spotted monkey flower)
Lineage: Eukaryota; Viridiplantae; Streptophyta; Magnoliopsida; Lamiales; Phrymaceae
Gene: RPH1
Product: resistance to phytophthora 1
Biological process (GO): defense response
Cellular component (GO): chloroplast
Source: RefSeq, a predicted model, not a curated record